AUGCCAGCUGGAAUUGCCCAACUCUUAUCCCUUGCUCCGGGAGGACCAGGUUCUCAGGCUCCUCUCGAGAAUUCGCAUCCAGGGGUGGGGGCUUCUAGCACAAGCAUCAAUCUCAACCCAUGUGUUGCCGCGACGUUCUCGGCACCAUCAUUGCUAGGAGCAGAUUUCCUUUCCUUAGAAGCGUCUCUAGUCGCAAAUUUCAGCGGAUCAGUACCCGCAGAGUGGAGAUUCUCACAACCUGCCGUCGAACUACACAGUACCUCAUUCUGCAAUAUCACCGUGUCCUACACCCACCCUGGUCACAGUGACCUUGUCAGUGUCGAGACCUGGCUUCCAUCCAAGGAUUGGAACGGAAGACUUCAAGCUGUGGGUGGUGGUGGGUGGCGCGCUGGCCGGAUGCUUCUAAGUUAUACCACUAUGGCCGGUGCUAUCGCGGAUGGAUAUGCCACUGUGACUACUGACUCUGGACUUGGAGCCGCUAUGGGGCCUAGUACGUGGGCUCUAAUAAGUCCUGGUAACUCAAAUCUAUACGCACUGCAGGAUCUUGGAUCACAGACAUUGUAUGACGAGGCAAUCAUCGCCAAGCAUCUCAUUGAGACUUACUACGGCAGAGAGCCUUCUUAUUCGUACUGGAAUGGGUGUUCGCAAGGAGGUCGUCAGGGUGCGGCACUUGCUCAGCGGUAUCCAUCAGUCUAUGACGGUAUCAUCGCGGCAGCACCAGCGAUUAACUGGGCCGGGGUCCUUAUCAACACCAUGUGGCCCAGGGUAUACAUGGACGUCACUGAGCAGUAUCCUCAGCCAUGCGAGCUGCAACAGCUUACUGCUCUUGCUGUAUCUGCUUGCGACAGUCUUGAUGGAGUUGAGGAUGGGCUUAUCGCCGACACGAAUGCCUGCAAGAGCAUAUUUGAUCCUCACGCAUACAUUGGAUCAGAGUUUUACUGUUCAUUAACAGGGAGGUCGGCCAACAUCAGCUCCACUGCAGCCGCUGUAGCGAAUGCCAUGUGGACAGGCCCGUUCACGGCUGAGGGCGAAUCAACAUAUCUGUAUGGUUUGGAAAUGGGCACUGAUCUAGUGUUUGGUGCUCAAACUAGCUGUACGGAAGAUGGGAAGUGUACAGGGGUGCCCAACGCCGCUGUCACGCUGUUGUUAGCCUACUUCAUCGGUAAAGAUCCCGCGAUUACUACUACAAAGAUAUCCUUCAAAGAGUUGGAGAGAGCAUACCACUCUUUUAGACAGCAGUAUGACGCAUAUCUGGGGACUGAUGACCCAGACCUUUCGUCUUUUCGCAAUGCUGGAGGCAAGAUGAUUACAUUCCACGGCUUGGCCGAUCCGCUUAUUCCACCGAACAACACCUUGAACUACUACAAGGACGUUCUGAAUCAACAAGAUGAUGCGCAAGACUUCUACAGGUAUUUCCCCGUCCCAGGCCUAGGUCACUGCUGGGGAGGCCCCGGCGGUGGCCAACCGACUGCCUUGUUUGAUCAGUUGAGGUCUUGGGUCGAGAAUGGAACAGCCCCCGAAAGCUCACCAGUCACUAUCACCAAGCCGGACAGAACUCAUGAGACGCAGGUAGUUUGCCCAUUCCCAAAGAAGGCAAUCUAUAGUGAGACGACACUUGGAGACCCAGCAGGCUGGUCUUGCGUUUGA
This is a messenger RNA of Colletotrichum godetiae, 1647 nucleotides long. Its product is annotated as tannase and feruloyl esterase. The record is from RefSeq and is a predicted model, not a curated record. The coding region runs from base 1 to 1647 and encodes 548 amino acids. NCBI's taxonomy places the organism in Eukaryota, Fungi, Ascomycota, Sordariomycetes, Glomerellales, Glomerellaceae. The transcript is spliced from 3 exons.